This is a messenger RNA of Eucalyptus grandis, 1488 nucleotides long. RefSeq names its product putative pentatricopeptide repeat-containing protein At3g01580. Lineage: Eukaryota; Viridiplantae; Streptophyta; Magnoliopsida; Myrtales; Myrtaceae. The transcript is spliced from 2 exons. The record is from RefSeq and is a predicted model, not a curated record. Gene Ontology annotation, molecular function: protein binding; RNA binding. Bases 1 to 1488 code for a protein of 495 amino acids. Gene Ontology annotation, biological process: RNA modification.
AUGAAUCCCUCAGUCUCCCUCUGCCUAGGUGGGUCUCUUCCAGCCGCGCUACACGCCAGAGCAGUCGACCUCAGAGGAAGCUCGCGGCCCUCGCGCUCUUCGUCGUGCGAAGAAGGUCGACCCUUCAGUUUCAAUCACGCGCUGGACGGUUUGAGCUCUUGCGCCGCUUCGACGGACUUGAAAUCCGGUUCUUGCGUUCACGCGGCCGCUAUAAAACGUGGGUUCGACGCCGACGUCAUCGUCGGGAAUACCCUGUUGAAUUUCUACUCGAAAUGUCGGCGUGUGGUCGAUGCUGCUAAGGUGUUCGAGUAUAUGCCCGAAAGAACGGUGGUGUCGUGGACGUCCAUGAUGUCUGCCUUCUGUGAGCUCGGAGAAAGUGACAAGGUGAUCUCUAUGUAUCGGCAGAUGCUCCAAGAAGUGGACUCUAAUGAGUUCUCGCUGUCCGUGCUUCUGAAGGCUUGUGCACGGAAAGGUGAUCCCAGAUUGGUUGAAUCGGUCCAUUGCUGCGUUGUUAAGGGAGGACAUGGCAUAGAUGGUUUCUUGAGUAAUGCCUUGGUGGGUGCUUAUGCGAAAUCUGGAUGUAGGUUGGUUGCUGAGAGACUGAUUGGAGAGAGCGAGGGCGGGGAUGUGGUCUCUUGGACGUCGCUCAUCUCUAGGGCAGUGGAAGAGGGAGAAGUGGAGACGGCCAUGAGCUAUUUCUUUAGGAUGCAAGAAGAUGGGGUCGCUCCAAAUGAAAUAACGAUUUUGAGCGUCCUGAGGGCGUGCUCCUUGAUCAACGGACUUCUGGUCUUCAAAUGGGUACAGGGCUUGAUUAUGAAAGUGGGAUGGUGCUUGGAUGAUUUUGUAUUGAAUUCUCUGUUGGAAAUGUACUUGGUUAAUGGGUAUUUCUUCGAAGGAAUGCAGAUUUUCUGCAACUAUAUGUUCUUAGAAAAUGGAUAUGCCCAUUCUGCAUUCGAACUCUUCAAAAGGAUGCCUGUCAAAGACAUCGUUUCUUGGAAUUCCAUCAUUUCUUGUCUUGCAAGAAAUGGAAACUACAGCGAGGCCUUAUUGCAGUUCAAAAAGAUCCACUGCAAUGGAGGCAAUGAACUAAGCCGCCCUGAUUUUGUCACGGUGUUGGCAAUGCUUCAGGCCUGCUCAGAAAUAUCAUCAUCUCAGCUAGGUCAGAUGUUCCAUGGAUACAUAACCAAAACAGGAUUGGUUUGUGAUGUUUUCGUGCAGAACUCUCUAAUUGACAUGUAUGGAAGGACCGGAAGAUUAGAUUUAGCAAAGAGUGUCUUCCAGGACAUGCAAAUUAAGGAUCUGCCUUCCUAUAAUUCUCUGAUCACAGCGCUGGGAAUCAAUGGAGCCGGGCCAUCUGCUCUUAGGGCAUUCGACAAAUUGAAGGAACUGAAAACAAUCCAACCAAAUGGAGUUACAUUCAUCAACGUUCUUUCAGCAUGCGGCCAUGCAGGAAUGGUUGAAGAAGGGCUCGAAUUUUCUACUCCAUGA